Seminavis robusta is the source of this 1325-nucleotide messenger RNA. NCBI's taxonomy places the organism in Eukaryota, Bacillariophyta, Bacillariophyceae, Naviculales, Naviculaceae. The record is from the annotation of a GenBank genome assembly.
GCUCCCCGUAGAUGCCUGUCUUAACAAGUGCCAACAGGCGCUAUCACAGGUGCCAACAUGCCAACAUCCGAUCCUUUGGGCUUACCGUACCGGUAGCUGCCACCAAGAUAAACUGCAUUUGUGCACUUUGGCAAAACAUCAUUUUACAACGCUACUAACAUGAAGGUAUCCUCGCUCCCCGCUUUUCUAGCAGCACCAAUCCUGUUGCUUGCUGUUCCAAUUGUGAAUGGUUUUUCAACAGUCGUCUAUGGUCCUCAAUCAAGAGAACUGCUACUGUUGGUGUCCAAGAUUUCCGCCGAAAAAGGAAUUACAACCUCCUGUAUUUGUGCUCCAGGCACAGAAGAAGGAUGCCGACGAUUAAUGUAUGGAUCAGAUUAUGCCAAUGCAGGAAUUGACGUUGAGGGAAAUGCCAAACCAAUUUCAGAUUCUGAAGACAUGGGUGCUGCACUGGGAGAUGCUACCUCUUUGGUAUUGGUUGGGAACGACAAUCCCGUUGAAGCCUCGACAUUGGAAACAUUCCUGAAAUACUCGUCGGAGAAACUGGAAAAGAUUAUCCUCAUUUCCAAAAUGGGUGUCAAGGGUGGUGGUGGAGGUUUCUUUGGUGGCGGUGCCAACAAAGCCGUGCUUCAGUCCGAAGAAGGAUUGGCCAAGCUAGCCAAGGACAAAAAUUUGGACUUUUCGAUUAUACGAGCAGGAAUCACCAAGGGAGGUGGGCCUGGAGAGGUUGAUGAGGAUGGUGAUGCGAUUCAACCCUUUGGGCUGGAUAAGACCUACUACAAUACCAUUAUUGAUGUGGUUGAAUACAAGGUCACUCUUGCACAUGACAAAUUCUCCCUGGGGGCUGACACCACCAGUGUCGUCCAAGGAGAUCCGCACAGCAUGCCAAACAUGAUGACUCAAAUGGGCACCAAGACAUCGUUUGAUCCAAGUCCCACAGAUACGAAUCGGAUUGUGGCGGCUUCAGCUGCCGUAGCGGCUCUGGAUAUGGGGCCUUUGGAGAUCUCUGUUGGUACGGCUGAAGGCAAAGCAGUCCCCACAUCGGAAGAAUGGAAAGAGCUUUUGGAGCCUCUUCAGCACUAGCUAGGCUAGCUAGAAAGUAUGCUAUGAACAAUCUAUAUCUCUAUCUAUCUGUCUUCAAUCCAUUUCAUCCGAGGCAGCCAUUUUCCGAUUGAAGUCAACAUGAAAAGCAACCCAUCUAAACUGGAGUUUCAGGAGUUUCACAAGUUCAAGAGCUAUUCUUGAGGAAGACUAGUACCCGACUAAGGCCUUAGCCGUUUGUAUUCUAGUUGACAUGGGCAGUGCAGUACUAGCACGACUAUCUACCG